This is a messenger RNA of Periophthalmus magnuspinnatus, 5109 nucleotides long. It is a transcript of the gene itga7, whose product is annotated as integrin, alpha 7. The coding region runs from base 214 to 3552 and encodes 1112 amino acids. The transcript has 25 exons. The record is from RefSeq and is a predicted model, not a curated record. Lineage: Eukaryota; Metazoa; Chordata; Actinopteri; Gobiiformes; Gobiidae. Gene Ontology annotation, cellular component: external side of plasma membrane; integrin complex. Gene Ontology annotation, biological process: cell-cell adhesion; integrin-mediated signaling pathway; leukocyte migration. Gene Ontology annotation, molecular function: integrin binding.
GAGGAGGAGGGGGUAGGCAGGAGCACAUGCACAUUGUAACCACAUUUCUCAGAGUAAAGCUUUGCAGACUGACAGCAGCAAACGGACCUGGCUACUGAAGCCUGCAGCGAGGACAAAUUUGGGACGGCAUCACGAGCUUUUGGAUUUUUCAUUUCUUCAAAAACACUGGAUUGAACUUGCUCAAUAAGGACCACAUUGCUUUAACCCCCUACUAUGGCAGCCCAAAUGGGACAACCUGUCUCAUCUCUAAAGUGGACUAUAAUUUUCUUUUUGACAUUGCUGAGUCAAGUGCAAAGCUUUAAUUUGGAUACGGACCACACGCUGCAUAAGUUGGGGGACAGAGGGACAUUUUUUGGGUUUUCUUUAGCCCUCCAUCAGCAGGUCACUCCGGAGCCGCAGAGCUGGAUCCUCGUAGGUGCACCACAGGCUGCAGGACAGGGAGCGCUAUUGGGCAGCAGACCUGGAGCUUUGUUCAGAUGUCCCGUUUCACCAGAAGAAUAUGACUGUGAGCGAGUCGACAUCGAUGGAGACGUGAGUUUAGACAAAGAGAGCAAGGACAACCAAUGGCUGGGAGUUACAGUCAAAAGUCAAGGCAUUGGAGGGAAAGUCGUGACCUGUGCUCACCUGUACGAGCUGCGCCAGCGUGUGAAGCAGCCCUCGGAGACGCGGGAUCCCAUCGGCCGCUGCUACGUCCUGAGUGAGGACCUGACUGAGCGCGAUGACCUGGACGGAGGAGAGUGGAAGUUCUGUGAGGGCCGACCACAGGGACAUGAGCAGUUUGGCUUCUGUCAGCAGGGCAUGUCUGUCAGCUUCACCCCCGACAACAAUUUUAUACUGUUCGGAGCACCAGGAACUUAUAACUGGAAAGGCGAGAUGCGAGUCCAGCUCUUGAACCAGACCCUGCUGGACCUCGGUUUCUAUGACGACGGUCCGUACGAGGUCGCUGAUCAGAAACAGCUAAACGCACAGCUGAUCCCAGUGCCCUACCACAGUUACCUGGGUUUCUCAGUGGAUUCAGCGAUGGGAAUAAUGGCCCGUGGGGAGCUGACAUUCGUAGCAGGUGCUCCCAGGGCGAACCACACGGGGGCGGUAGUGCUGCUGAAGAAGGAUAACGUGUACAGACUGGUGCCGCAGCAUAUCUUCUGGGGGGAGGAGCUGGCGUCUUCGUUUGGGUAUUCUGUGGCGACCACUGACCUCAACAAAGACGGAUGGACAGACCUGAUUGUUGGAGCUCCUAAUUUUUUCGACCGUAAAGCAGAGAUCGGAGGUGCAGUGUAUGUUUAUCUGAACCCCUUUGGUCACUGGGAUGAUCACUCGCGCCCCAUCCGACUCAACGGGACAUAUGACUCCAUGUUUGGGAUGACCGUGAGCAGCAUUGGAGACCUGGAUCAAGAUGGAUAUGGAGACAUUGCUGUUGGAGCUCCAUUUGAUGGAGAAGGCAAAGUGUUCAUCUACAGAGGGUCUGACUCUGGCAUUGAAACUAAACCAGCUCAAGUUUUGGAUGGUCGUGAUUUUGACGUGAGGCGUUUUGGAUACUCCAUCUCCGGGGGUCUGGACAUGGAUAAUAACCACUACCCUGAUUUGGCCGUGGGGUCUCUCAAUGAUUCUGUGGUCCUCUUCAGGUCUCGUCCAGUCAUCCAUGUAGCCAGAGAAUUGACCAUUGACCCCCAGUACAUUGACUUGGGCCAUCACAACUGCAAGGGCCGUGAUGGAGUCUGUGUUGACGUAAAGGCCUGCUUCCUGUUCACAGCCCAUCCAGAGCACUAUAAUCCACACAUCACUCUCGUGGUUCAUUUUGAGGCCGACACGGAGCGUAGGAAGUUGGGUCUCCCACACAGAGUGAACUUCCUGGGUCGAAGUUCACUGGAGGCGGAGUACACUCAAACUGAGGAGGUGGAGAUGCACAGACAGCGCCAACAUGUGUGCACUACCGCCACCUUCCAGCUGCAUGAGAACAUUCGAGACAAACUGCGUCCAAUCUCCAUGGCGAUAACUCACACUAUUAAACCAGUGCCUCCACGACGACACUCGGGAGCCAAGAGACUGGAGAAGCUGCCUCCUGUUCUGAGCGUGUCCCCCUCCAACACUCUGCACUCAGAGAUAAACUUCCUCCGUGAAGGUUGUGGCAGUGACAAGAUCUGCCAGAGCAACCUGAAGCUCAGCUACCAGUUUGGAACACGACCUUUGACCUCCGACCUCUUCACCCCUUUACCACGAGAUGAGGAGGAGGUGCAAGUCUUCUCUCUGUCUGAUCAGCGUGUGGUGGUUUUGGAGCUCACCGUCACAAACUUCCCCUCUGACCCUCUGAACCCGGAGGAGGACGGAGACGAUGCUCACGCAGCUCAGCUCCUCAUCUCACUCCCAAAAACACUGUCCUACGCUGGCUCCAGGCUGCCCCCUCAGAUUCGAUGCCAGGCGAACCAGAACGGCUCUCAAGUGGAGUGUGACCUUGGGAAUCCUGUCAAAAGAAACAGCAAGUUAAAAUUCUCCAUCAGUCUGAGCACAGCCAACAUUACAAUUGAGACCACAGAGCUGACAGCAGAUCUCCUCCUGUCAACUAUCAGUGAACAGUCCAACUUGGCUCCAGUCACAGCUUUUGCCAAAGUGGUGAUAGAGCUCCCCCUGUCUGUCAGUGGCCUGGCAAACCCGCACCAGCUGUUCUUCAGUGGGCCAGUGAAAGGGGAGAGUGCUAUGACCAGUCUGGAGGAGAUUGGCAGCCCUGUGGAGUUUGAGUUUGUGGUUUCAAAUCCUGGACAGGCCUUGCAGACUCUGGGUUCUGCGUUCCUCAACAUCAUGUUUCCUCAUGAACUUUCCAACGGAAAGUGGCUCCUGUAUCCGUCCAGCCUGAAGUUUGAAGGAAACCAGUGCAGCCCAAAAGGAGAGAUUAACCCUCUGCAACUGCCUGUAUCUGCAACAGCACAAACAGAAAACCACAGGAUCGGGAGGACUCGACGCUCGCACCCAGAGGAGGAGGGGGAGGUGAUGACAAAAGGAAACGGAGCAAGAACGACUCCAGCUGUGGCUGCUUCAGAGCGACGCAAGUCACUCAAACUGGACUGCCUGUUGAGCUCUGCUCGCUGCGUGCUCUUCCAGUGUCCUCUGCACAGUUUCUCUGGUCAGGCUGUGCUGAAGAUACAGGCACGACUCUGGGAUGCCAGCUUCGUAGAGGAGUUCCCAUCGGUCAGCGCUCUGGAGGUGAUGGUCAGAGCAAACAUCACAGUCAAAUCCACCAUCAGACACCUGGUCCUCAGGGACGCAGCAGCACAGGUCCCGGUGAUGAUCUACCCUGAGCCCGGCCUCUCAGAUCAGGACGGGAUCCCCUGGUGGAUCAUCCUCAUUGCGGUGCUGGCCGGGAUCCUGCUGCUCACGCUGCUCGUCUGCAUACUCUGGAAGUGUGGCUUCUUCCGUCGUGCUCCUUACAAAGACAAGCUGCCCCAGUACCACGCGGUGAAGAUCCCUCGUGAGGACAGACCACAGUUUCAAACACAGAAAUCUGGAGGCGUCCACAAAAAGGAGUGGGCUACGCACUGGAGCGAUGGAACGACUUUGUAAAAACAGAAAAAAGAAGAAAAAAACUAUUUAAGAUCAACUUGUGUGACUUUUGCAUUGGAGUAAACAUAGAGUGCACAUAGACUGAAAGAUUGUGUGCACAUCGGGUCACAUUUGAGUGGCUGAUUUCAUGGACUGGGAAUGUUUACCAUCCUGGCUGGUCUUGGAUUUUGAAGUUCACCCAAUUACAAGAUUUGCGGUAAUUCAUUAUGCGUGUUAAGAUUGGCUGCAGUUUAGUCUGACGCUCUAAGAGACAAGAAAAUGGACAAACUUAACAAAACAAGCAUGGCAUUUUUAAACCAGAGGAACUGACAACACACUGGGAAGAUUUCAAGCCAUUUUUGCCUUAACUACAAGACUGAUCACUGAUGGGCAACAAUAGUUUUUAUAAAUAAAUAAAAGAGAUAUGUGUGUGUGUAGUUAGCACUGAGAAACCACAGAGAAAUAGAGCUGUUUGUAAAAAGAUUUUAUCGAUAAAGUUAUACUGAAUGAUAGGCUUAUGGACUUGCUGUUUGUUUUGUAAAUUUGAAUGCGUUAGGAUUAAAGAUACUGCUUUUUAUUGAGGAGUUUGUGUUGAUAUCUCCUGUUGCUAAAUGUACUGUACUUAAACAGGGGCCUGGCCAGUCAAGCAUGAAAUAGUUAAAAAAGGGGUUUGUACCAAUAUCAUAGGACCAUAAAUACUAACAUAAUGCCAAGGGAGAAACUAAAGACACUCCCUUGGUUCCUUUACUGACCCCUUGUGGAUGGAGUUGGUAUUUUGUCCAGGUUAUGGUAGAUUUCUUGAUAUAGACAGCGAUGAAUUCAUUUGUCUUUUUUUCCCCAAUAUUUCCUGAAGAUGUUCAUGUUCAGGAGUAAACGUGUGUGAGUGGCCAGGCCUCUGGAGCAGGCGACAUCCUGAGUGAACUUGAACUAAAGAAACACAGUACAGCCGUAACCAUGGCACUGACGAUUCAACCAAAUAUGUCUGAAAGAAGAAACUCAGUAGCACUCAUAGUGUCUCACAAUGUGAGCAUUUACAGUAACACUCUCAACUACUCAUGUAGUUUGAAGCACCACGACUACUGUUCACUGAGAAUAGUAUGUUACAUUUUACCAUUUGGAUAAAACAGUGUGAAAAACUGUACAUUUUAUUGUGUCCAUGUGAUAUUCCUAAAGGCCAGCGUGCAUCGAGUUACUGCAGAAGUGACAUCCUCCCAUUCAACCAAGUGCCUUUGAAAGAACAGGUACUCAGAAUAUAGACCUCUGCCAAGGCGUUACACUCAUUUGAAACUUAACGUUACUCCACAUGUUUUCACUAAGUCUGGUCUGUCCAUGAAAGUGUGACCACGGCAUUAUUUACAGCAGUGUCCCAGAGCGGCCUAAGGCUUCAGGAUGUUGUCACUAAUAAUAACAUAAGUUUAUGUAUCAAAGAGUUCAAGUUUGGAAGUAUUGCUGGACAAUCGCGUAUUGGCUGCAUGAGGUUCAUGUCACUGUCCUGUCCCUCUCUUCUGUCAUGGUUCACUUCAAGUCUAUUGUUCUUGUUUUGGCUGCACUGUUAAAUCAAAUGUUUGUAAAUAAAUG